Porites evermanni is the source of this 2477-nucleotide messenger RNA. The record is from the annotation of a GenBank genome assembly. NCBI's taxonomy places the organism in Eukaryota, Metazoa, Cnidaria, Anthozoa, Scleractinia, Poritidae.
GGUUGUGAUGGUGAUGUAGCUCUCAGCUCUGUAGAAUGUUAUCACCAGGCUACAGACAAGUGGACAUACGUUCAACCCAUGGCAUGUGGAAGACAUGCCUUUGGUCUGGUAGAGUUGGAUGGUUGGCUCUAUGCAUCAGGAGGCAGUGAUUUCUCACGUUCCGAAUACAACAGUUUGGAACGCUAUGAUCCAGUCAAGUUAGUAUCAUCACAGGGUUCAUGAGAACGUGUAACUCAAGCUUACAAAAUACUGUUGUGCCUUUACUUUGAAAAAAAAAAGAAAUGAUUACACAAAAUGGUUACUCUAAGCAAUGCAUCGGAAGGAAAAUACAAAAAGUGGAACUAAAUUUCAAUCCUGGAUUAGUGCUAAUUGGCCUUUCAGGAACUGGGCCUAGGAGCGUAAAUGCCUAUUUACAUGAAAAACAAAUCACCUGUUAAAAUUGAACUUUACCUUAGGGUAGUAGGAAAUCAAGUUUCUAUUAAAUUCUUACUUUUUGUUUUUCCCUUGAACUGGGCCUCAAUUUUCAGGUUUGGGCUUUCAAUACUUUUACGGUAUCAGUUUUGUAAAAAAAAAAAAAAAAUUGUAAAUUGUAAUUUGUUUACCCACUGAGCACUAAGGAGUUCAUAGGAACUCGUUGAAAUGUGUCCGUCCGUGUCUUCCAGAUCGAAUUGGAAUUUGAAAGUGUUGGUUUUUAAGGAGAGGGGAAAACCAGAGUACCUGGCGAAAAACCUCUCGGAGCAAGGGAGAGAACCAACAACAAACUCAACCCACAUAUUUGUCUCAUUCUUAAACAGGGUCAGGGUUUAAGACACUGAGUGGCACAUACCCAUCCAAAAUUUAUGAGUGUACCCCCUCCCCCAUGUUCUGUCUAUUAAGUCAAGGGAUUUAAGUAGGUGGGAGUAUGCAUAACAUAGCUGGCUGUAAUCCUCAGGGUUUCAACUUAUUGAUAAAUGAUUUGACUAAAAAUACUGGAAUCCUUCAGUAUAUUGUUUUCUUGUUCAAAUUUUGGCUGCUACAUCACUGGGAUUAGAAAAGAUCAGGAAAGAUGAGAGGAAUUUUUGUAGAAGCAGUCAAAUGAUGCUACCUUGAUCACUGAUUAUCACCACCCUGUGGGAAUCUCUGUGCCUUGUCCUACACUUGUAAGGCUUUCUCAGUUAUUUGGUGCCUGUGGCUGGGCUUCCAGAAUUGCUCAUACAGCUCACUCCAUUUCCUUGAAAAGUGCUCACCCACAUUGCCAAACUAAGAAACUAAACAAGUGGUUACGACUUUCCCCCCUUUCCCUCACUUUUUUAGAUGACAAGGAUAUCAGAAAGACUGCACAGGCCCUUUCUCUUCUCAUAUCUUUAAUCUGUUUAAAAAAGUUAGUUCAUGUCAUCUCCUUCUUCCUGUGCUUGCAUAUUUAAAUAACUUGUUCUUUUAAUUUUUCCAUUUUGUUGAUAAUUGCCCCACCCACCCUUUUGUUAGAAUUUGCCCUGACACUUGAUUCAAGUGGUUAGAAGAUGCAAAUGUUAAACUUUUUUUCUGCUCAGAAAAAUAUAAUUUGGGAAUUUUCCACAAAUUUUCAAGCAGACCAUUUUUAUGAGAAUUCUCAGGGCUGUCAGUAAGACUUCUACUUGCCAGGUAUUUAUGUUACAGGUUAAAAUUUGUUCCCUUAUGUUGAUUCACAAUUUUCUUUGCCUCCUAGCCUUAAUUAUUCAUCAAUUAGGGCUAGGAGACAAAGGUUAUUGAGAAUCAACCUACGGUAAAGAAUUUUAAUCUGAAUUUAAUUUUGGCUAGUAACAUAUACAUAUUAGUAGGUGGGGAUGUUUUUUGGGGUAUAUUUUUCUUUUGUUUCCUAAUUAUGAAAGUAGCCAGGGGUCAUCCUCAUAGUAACCGGGGGAAAUCCCCAGUUCCACGCCCUCAGUGACAGCCCUGAUUCUUAUAAUUAUACUAUUUCAUUCAUUCCUUAUUGUACCAGUAAUGACCACAGGCUAAUACCUCUUUUCAGAGAUGUAUGGACUCACAUGAAACCCAUGAGCACAAUGCGAGAGGGGGUUGCCAUGGUGACCCUAGAUGGAGCUAUUUAUGCCAUUGGAGGUGACAAUGGUGUAUCCAUACUUAACACGGCUGAAAGAUAUGAUCCAAGGCUAGAUCAAUGGAGUGCUUGUGUUCCCAUGAGUUACAGAAGGAGAUACUUUGGAGCAGCAGUACUAAAGGGCAAGAUUUUUGUCCUUGGAGGAAGUGACUAUGAUGAGGAUCACAAUUCUGUGGAGUGCUUUGAUCCUCGAAUGAACAGGUGGCUAUCACUUCCUCCCAUGUUGAUGCGCCGUGAAAGCCCAGGUGUUGUAGCAAUUGAUGACAAACUAUAUGCUAUGGGCGGUGCUUGCGUGAAUGUUGAAACAGAACAGAUUGAUUGUUAUGAUCCUUUAAGUAACAAGUGGGAGGAGUUUACACCACUGCCAUUAGCCAUAGAAGGAAUGGGUGUAGCUGUAAUGUGA